AUGUUUUGGGGCAUUUGCUGCCGAGGACGUUCCGGAGGGGCGGGCGGCAGUGCUGCCGCCUUGUGGACACAGAGCGGUACUGCAGCCCGCAGCCCGCGGCCGCCAUCUUGGGAGUGGCGUGUUGUGGACUCGCUUGACCUUCUCAAGAGGGCGCGAAAAAGAGGACGGGAAGAGCGAUACUGCAGCCCGCCGCCCGCGGCCGCUAUCUCGGCAGUGACCUGUCGCGGACUCGCGUGCCGCGCACACGGGCUGUGGGCUCGGCGGCUCCGCGGGCGGUCGGAGUUCGAGCAGGCGCCGACCGGCACCGGCAGAUUCGCCUCUCUCUGCCCAUCUCCUGCAGCGGCCGCCAUCCUGGGCGCGGCCCCUGCCUCUGCCGCGCUGGGCGCUAAAAAGAAAGGGCUUUUGGGGCGCGGCGGCGUUAUUUGGUUCGAGGCAGGGUCUUUUAGUUUCUGUGCGGGAUUUUUUGGGACAUUUAUUUCGGAGGAUUUUUUCCCAAGGGGAUCGAUCGCCGCCGCUCUUUUCCCCCCGCCUCCCCUCCGGGCGAGCGGCGGCCCCCGGCUGUGGCGGGUGGCGGUGCUGCCGCCUUGUGGACACAGAGCGGUACUGCAGCCCCCAGCCAGCGCCCGGCCGAAACCCACCGAGACGGGGCGGGAGGGGCCAGAGCGGCCCCAAAACCACCGAGACGGGGCGGGAGGGGCCAGAGCGGCCCCAAAACCACCGAGACGGGGCGGGAGGGGCCAGAGCGGCCCCAAAACCACCGAGACGGGGCGGGAGGGGCCAGAGCGGCCCCAAAACCACCGAGACGGGGCGGGAGGGGCACGGGCGGCAGCGAGCGGCGAGCGGGGCGGUGUGUCUGUCUCGGCUGUCACACCUGUCCUGAGGAAAGCCCUGUGGAAGGAGCUCGGUGCCGCGAUUCAGGACCCUGAGGCCACUGUGAAACUGCAAAUUCUUUCCAAGCUGUUGCCACCUCCGGGAAGUAAAGGGCUGCACAACCUGAUGGACUGCCUUCCUGCUGCUCCGGAGAGAGCAGGGAAUGAAGAGAGCUGGGCCGUGGCAGAUGCCAUAUCCACGGUGCUUAAAAACUCUGAGGAGCUGCAUUCCUGGAGGAGACAUCUCUUCUCAGCCUGCAUAAAGGGGUUAGUUGCCAUGUACAGCAGCAGUAAAGAUGAAGGCAAGCAAGAAGUGGAGAGGUCCAUGCUGCUGAGGCUAGAGGAAUUAUUGUGUGUGGUUGAAGAAGUGGACCCAGAUGACUGGUGUGACCUUGUGAAGACAGGGCUCAAGUACCGUUACAGAGAUGAAACAUUUCUGAAGGUCCUGAACGUUGCCAUCCAGUUACUAUACAUGAAAGAAUCCUCACUUAGAGCGUAGUCAAGCUCUCCAAACUACACAUGGUGCUCACACAGCACUCUCUAUUUUUGGCAGCCAUCCUGAGGUCAAGAGAAGAAGAUGGCAUGAGCGUCCAGACAAGAGGACAGGAGAAAUCAUUGAGCUCCUCCCAUCUUUGCCAGAAGCUUCAGUGUUUAAGCAGCCAGAGCCAAGAGGCUUCAGCACCAGGGGUGUGCACUGGAGGGCUCCUGGUCCUGUCCAUGCUGUGGGGGAGCCAGGGCUGGCACAAGGACUCGUGCGGGUGCUGCUCUGGCACUGGACCUGUUUCCCUGUGGAGCCAUUUAAAAAUGUGAUUAUGGAACAUUUUGGAGGCCGUUUCUGGAAUUCCAUUUGUAGCUGGAUCUCGCUCCGAGUGCAGCAGUCCAGAUGCUGCACUCACCUCUGCAGACAAGCGCUGAGCUCUCACUGCAGGAACCCGUCAGGCCUCCGUGGCUGUGAGUUCAUGUUCUUCUCACUGGGGAAUUGAAAUAAUUGCUGGUUAAUUGCAGAAAUGUUUUCUGGAGCCUUUCCCCUUUUGUGCCCCUGUGCUGUGUGGGACAAGGGCAGAGGAGCCUCGGGCUGGAAAGGGGCGGGAGAAGGCAAAGGGACCCCCUGGUGUCCCCAGGGCUCUGUGGGGAACAGAACGGACACUGUGCGGGCACGGGGAGGUGAGGAGUGACAGUCUGGGGCCAAAUCCCAGCUCACCCGCAGGGAAAUAAGUGAGGGACAUUUUGGAGGGGAAAGCUGAGGCCAUGAGUUCACCCAGCCUGGCCAAGUUGUGUUCGCACAAAGUGGCACCAGAGGCAAAGGUCAAUCCAGAGCCCACCCUGCUCAACCUCUAGGUCCCAGAAUAAAUUCUACAAGCUGCCCGUUGUGGGACUAAAAACACAUGAAAGAGAACCAAGAGCAUUCCGAGAGCAAACCAGAAGGUUCCUGGGAAUCCCAUUACAUUGUUGUCGUAGCCUUUUUGAUAGAGCUCUUAAGUUUUUUAUUUUAAUGCUGCAUUUCUCUGCUGGGAUCAUUCACUCCAUGGGCUGUGGGGAUUUUUUGGGAUUGAACUCCCUCCCUGUGGCCCUGACACUGCUCAGGAGCUGGAGGAAAAGCAGAGUCAGCGCUCCUGGCAGGGGCAGGGAGUUUUGCCCCAGAGCAGAUGCAGCAGCUGCCCUCCAGCCCAGCCAGGAGGGAUCUGCUUUGGCUCCUGGCUGCUGCAGGCACAGAACGUGUUCAGCUGAUCCAGGUGACAUUCCAGCAGCCUCAUCUCCCAUCCCUGCUCCCGCCCCUCCUGCUCUCAGCUCCCACCCCACCACCUGUGCCAAGGGAAUUUGUCCCACCAGCAGCAGGGGAAGGACAAGGGCUCCCACCCUGGCACUUGGAUUGUCCCUCUGGGGGAUGCUGGCUGCUGGGAUUUAGAUCAUUCCUUACGUUUGGCUGCUGAAACUUCCCCACCCAGGGGAUUUUGCACAAAGAUUGUUCUCUGCGUGGUGCCGGGAUUUGGGGUUCAGUAUCAGCUUUGCUAGUUCAGAUGAAUUAUACCCACAGCCCCAGGUUCUCUACUGAAUUCCUGCUGGAAUAACCUGACAGUGCCUCGUGGAGAGUGGAAAUUCCCAUGCAGAGCUGCCACUUUAGCACCAGCUGUGUCAGGAACCAGCAGAGGUUCCAGGGAAGCUCAGUGGGAUCAGGACAAGGACAGGUCUCUAUUCUAUAGAACUUGCUAUUUAAAACCCUCAUCCCCCAGCCCCAGGGAUGUCUCUGGGGUCACUUGACAGAGUUCCCUGGAAUUCAGCUGAUUUCACCCCCCGGAGCUCAGGCUCCAGCUGAUGUUUUAAAGCAGGACAAGGCGGUGGCUGGGUGCGCUCCCGGCCUCUGCUGAGGCAGAACAUCUCUCCUGCAGAAGCUCCGCUCCUUUCAGAGCCUCAGCAGCAGCCUCUGCACGGCCUUUUCCCUCAGGAAAGGGAUGCACAUCCCUGCCUGCAGCACACCUCCAGUGGGACCCACCUGUGAGAGUUUUCCAUCACUUCUGCACCUCCAGCUGGCUCCCUGGAAAUCUCCAGACAUCAUCCCACUCAAACCUCUGAUUUUAAGGCAUCUCAGAGGCUAUGGCUUGGCAUUUAGUAUCUGUGAAGGAAGAUUGCCUUGGCUCAAAUGAAAUGUAAACUUUAAGGCAUUUAGAGAUUUUGAGGAGCUAAGAGAAAUAAGUCUUAC
Molecule: messenger RNA, 3567 nt
Organism: Taeniopygia guttata (zebra finch)
Lineage: Eukaryota; Metazoa; Chordata; Aves; Passeriformes; Estrildidae
Source: RefSeq, a predicted model, not a curated record